This is a messenger RNA of Penicillium pulvis, 924 nucleotides long. Its product is annotated as SDR family NAD(P)-dependent oxidoreductase. The record is from RefSeq and is a predicted model, not a curated record. NCBI's taxonomy places the organism in Eukaryota, Fungi, Ascomycota, Eurotiomycetes, Eurotiales, Aspergillaceae. The coding region runs from base 1 to 924 and encodes 307 amino acids. Gene Ontology annotation, molecular function: oxidoreductase activity, acting on the CH-OH group of donors, NAD or NADP as acceptor. The transcript is spliced from 3 exons.
AUGGCUGACCUCGAUGUCAACGAAGACGUAAAGCGAAAUGCUUUCACAGUCAAGAAUUACCGAGAUAAUUAUCCUGCCAUUGACCCUACUCGAGCAGAGCUUGCUCAAACCGGAAAGGUGGUCGUGAUCACUGGCGGAAGUCGUGGUCUAGGACGCUUGGCAUUUGCAGCCUCAUUUGCUCGAGCUGGAGCAGCAGUCAUUGCACUCAUAGGCCGCUCUGCGAGUGGCCUGGAGGAAACAGAGAAGUUGAUCAAGAAAAUUAAUACCAGCACCAAAGUCCUUCGCUUUGCACUCGAUAUCACGGACCAGACUGCCGUGGAAAUCGCGUUCAAGGAAAUCACUACACAGGCCGGUGCUCCACAAGUUCUGAUUAAUAACGCGGGCAAUCUCUCUCCGCUUGAGAGCACCUUUGACUCCACGCUGGAUUCAUGGUGGGAAUGUCAGGAAAUCAACAUCAAAGGAACCUACAACGUCACCAAAGCCUUCCUAAAAGAAACAGGAGCUACGCCGGCGAGACCAACCACGAUAAUUACAAUCACAUCUCUCGCUGCCCAUGGAACUGCACCCGGUAUGGGAGGAUACUCCCUCGCAAAGCUAGCCUUAACAAAACUCACGGCCUACAUUGCCUCCGAACAUCCGACCAUUACAUCGGUCAGUCUCGAUCCGGGUAUCGUGCCAACGGAUAUGGGUUGUAGCGUGCCAUUCCUUGCACCAUUUAUGCUCGAUUCUCCUGAGUUGGUGGGAGGUGCUGCUGUGUGGUUGUCGAGUGGCGAUAAGAACUUCCUUUCGGGGCGGUAUGUCUCUUCUAAUUGGGAUGUUGAGGAGAUUGAGAAGCGGAAGGGGGAGAUUGUGGAUGAGGAUCAAUUAAAAUUCAAGAUCAAGGCUAAUUUUGCGGCGAAUGCGACCGUUGAGAUAUCAAAGUGA